AAUCAUCUCUUCAACUAUCAAUUUCUCUCUCAACAUCAUUUCCAAGAAAACUUCCUUUUUCAAAAUAAACAUAUUCCAUUUUUUCAUCAUCAUGACAACAACAUACGAAAGAGAUCUUGAUCAUCUAGAUGCCACAGAGCUAAGAUUAGGGUUACCUGGAACAAACGAGAGAGAAAAACAAUCACCUCCUUCAUCAUGUUCUAGGGGCACCAAAAGGGUUUCUUCUGAAAUGACAAUGGAUCAUGAAUCAAUUACAUGUCUUCCUCCUCCUUCAAAGACUCAGAUUGUGGGGUGGCCACCAAUAAGAUCAUAUAGAAAAAACAUGUUACAAACAAGAAAUGAAUUAGAGACAGGGAUGUUUGUCAAAGUUAGCAUGGAUGGAGCUCCAUAUUUAAGAAAGAUUGAUUUGAAAACUUAUAAAGCUGGUUAUUCAGAUCUUCUUAAGGCUUUGGGAGUUAUGUUCAAGUGCAAUACUAUUGGAUAUGAGAUUGGAUCUGAAUAUGCACCUACUUAUGAAGAUAAAGAUGGGGAUUGGAUGUUGGUUGGAGAUGUACCAUGGGAGAUGUUUAUUACAUCUUGUAAGAGGUUGAGAAUUAUGAGGGGUUCAGAAGCCAAAGGAUUUAUUAUCUGUUUAUAGUAUUUAUAUAAAUUAAUUAAUUAACCAUAUUAUAUUUUAUGUUUGUUUAAUUUGUUUGUCCAUCAUUAAACAAAUGUAGUACACUUGUUGGUGAAUAUAGAAUGGCUAAAAUUUUGUUC
This is a messenger RNA of Impatiens glandulifera, 756 nucleotides long. Its product is annotated as auxin-induced protein 22D-like. The transcript is spliced from 3 exons. The coding region runs from base 92 to 637 and encodes 181 amino acids. NCBI's taxonomy places the organism in Eukaryota, Viridiplantae, Streptophyta, Magnoliopsida, Ericales, Balsaminaceae. Gene Ontology annotation, biological process: regulation of DNA-templated transcription. The record is from RefSeq and is a predicted model, not a curated record. Gene Ontology annotation, cellular component: nucleus. Gene Ontology annotation, molecular function: protein binding.